AUGGUACCUUGCAGCAUGCAUACUCUAGCGAUGGUUUUGUGGAUGACAAAAAUCCUUCUGGAGGUCAAGGGUCAAGAAUAUGAACUGUGGGAUCCUUGGGCAGACAACUGCGAGUCCAUGGUCCCCUGUAACCUCACUGAACCCCAGACCGACCUCAUGCCCUACAUAGUUACUCUCAACAGACCCUACAUCAACAGCGAUCAGGCAGUGUACGUCUAUAUAAGAGCACUACCUCCACUCAGUUUCCAGGGGUUCAUGAUUCAGGCUCGGGACGACAAGACCGGUCAAGCUGUCGGGGAGUUCGACACAGACAACAGGAAGAUCAGCGUUAUUAAUUGCUUCGGCAGGCCAGAUAGCACGGCCAUGCACGCUGACAAUUCCCCCAAGACGGAGGUGACGGCCAGAUGGGCGCCCGAGGAUGACAAUGACGCUACCGUCACAUUUUAUGUCACAAUUGCUGAAAAGUUUAACCCUCUAGUGAGGUUCUGGGCUUGCCAGCGUACGAAAACACUUCAAAUUAUCAAGUGACUUCUUGUAAUGCUUCUGUCUUUUUACACUUGAUGUAC
Homalodisca vitripennis (glassy-winged sharpshooter) is the source of this 566-nucleotide messenger RNA. RefSeq names its product putative ferric-chelate reductase 1 homolog. Gene Ontology annotation, molecular function: oxidoreductase activity, acting on metal ions. The transcript is spliced from 3 exons. The record is from RefSeq and is a predicted model, not a curated record. Bases 1 to 528 code for a protein of 175 amino acids. Lineage: Eukaryota; Metazoa; Arthropoda; Insecta; Hemiptera; Cicadellidae.